AUGGGAAGGGCUGAGCUUUGGAGAGAGUGGGAUGGGAAAGGGGAGCGAGGAAGCAAGGAGAGGGGAGGGAGAGUGCUCCCCUCUCCCCUCUCCCUGCUCCCCUCUCACCUCUCCCUGCUCCCCUCUUCCUUCCCCCUGCUCCCCUCUCCCCUCUCCCUGCUCCCCUCUCCCCUCUCCCUGCUCCCCUCUCCCCUCUCCCUGCUCCCCUCUCCCCUCUUCCUGCUCCCCUCUUCCCUCUCCCUGCUCCCCUCUCCCCUCUCCCUGCUCCCCUCUCCCCUCUUCCUGCUCCCCUCUUCCCUCUCCCUGCUUCCCUCUCCCCUCUCCCUACUCCCCUCUCCCCUCUCCUUGCUCCACUCUCCCUUCUCCCUGCAACCCUCUCCCCUCUCCCCUCUCCUUGCUCCCCUCUCCCCUCUCCUUGCUCCCAUUUCCCCUCUCCCUUCUCCCCUCUACCCUCUCCCUGCUGCCCUCUACCCUCUCCCUGCUCCCCUCUACCCUCUCCCUGCUCCCCGCUACCCUCUCCCUGCUCCCUUCUCUACUCAAAUCAGACUCAAGAAUUUGAGGCGCCUCCAUAGGCGCUAG
This is a messenger RNA of Closterium sp. Naga37s-1, 579 nucleotides long. Lineage: Eukaryota; Viridiplantae; Streptophyta; Zygnematophyceae; Desmidiales; Closteriaceae. The record is from the annotation of a GenBank genome assembly.